Messenger RNA from Podarcis lilfordi (Lilford's wall lizard), 8759 nucleotides. NCBI's taxonomy places the organism in Eukaryota, Metazoa, Chordata, Lepidosauria, Squamata, Lacertidae. The record is from the annotation of a GenBank genome assembly.
GUAGAGAGGCCGAGUGGGCGGCGCCGCGUUGCGCGUGCGUCCCGGCGGCCUGAGCUGUGCCUCCCUCGGCUGUCUCCUGCACCCGCCGACUUCCUUUCUGCCCCUGCUCUGCCGGCGGAGGCGCUUGCGGGCCGGAGGGUUCCAUGGCCGGCCGCGGGGGGCCAUGACGGACUACACGGAGGAGCAGCGCAACGAGCUCGAGGCGCUCGAGUCCAUUUACCCGGACUCCUUUACAGGUGAGCGGCGGAGCCUGCAGGAACCUCCGCGUGCGGAGCCAGGUGGGCGCGGGCAGGGCGGCGGCGCCAAGUUUCCGGCAUGCGCUGCAGCUGUUCUUUCCGCACUUCUGCCUCCCGGCGCGGCGAUCGCCCGCACUGCCAGCCUGCUCCGAACUUCCAGCUUUCGAAGUGGGAAACCUCCCUCCAAGGUCCACGUCCGUCCCCCCGAUCCUAACUGGAGAAGUUGCCAAACUUUUGCCUCGGGAUCCUGGGUGGUGGGGAUUUGCACUCCCCGCUUUGCAGCAGGGACAGCUCCCUCCGGAUAGUGGAGGCGACGGUGCUCUCGCGCCUGUGUCCUCGGCUCUCAAGCUCCCCAUAAGCCAGAUGGGCCCCUGGCCUGAUCCAGACAGGGCUUUUCUUAGGGUCUUCACAGCUUCUCAUGAGGUGCCCCCUCUGCCAUGCUGGUGGCCCAUGAAGAGCAAGGCAGAGCAAAUCACGCAAGUAGUCUCCUGAAAACCUGGCCCUCAUCCAGUCACUAAACCUCUUAAUACCACCUCUGUAAAAGACUUAUUAAUUUGAAAAAAAAUCAUAUCCUGCCUUUUGAUCUUAAUAACAGAGCUCCCAAGAUGGUUUAGCAAAUAAAUUACAGACCAUGUUAAAACAAGAAAAGACAUAACAAUAUGGUGUGGAACCACAUUCUGUCCUGGAGUGCAGUUGGAGCCGUAUUAUGAAAUGGUUGGGGGCAGAUCUUGAUUUUAUUCCAGAGAUCCAAAUGUGCGCUCUCAUUUUCCAAACUUUGCUUCACAUGAUUCUGGGAUUGGAUCAAAACAUCCCUUGGGUUUUAGGCUUGGUUUUUGGUCUUUUGUGCUGUAAGAAGCCUCUGUGGCAGAUAGUUAUUACAGUGGUACCUCGGGUUACAUACACUUAAGGUUACAGACUACGCUAACCCAGAAAUAGUAUCUUGGGUUAAGAACUUUGCUUCAGGAUGAGAACAGAAAUCGUGCAGCAGCGGCGGCACAGCAGCAGCAGGAGGCCCCAUUAGCUAAAGUGGUGCUUCAGGUUAAGAACAGUUUCAGGUUAAGAACAGACCUCCGGAACGAAUUAAGUACGUAACCAGAGGUACCACUGUAUGUCUGUAAUACCAGAUCACUUUGGAUCACAGAUGUGCAACUUUCAAAAGGUGUUUGUAGUACUUCUGAACUAGCAUAAGGGCCAUGGCAUAAAAUCGGGCUUGCAUACCUGCUUGUUUCAUGCUGUGCUACUAUAAGUAAAGGAUGAGAAAGCUUAGAUAUACUUGGAGUGGACCCACUGAAAUGAACAAACAUAAAUUGCUUAACCCCAUUUAUUUUAAUGGGUGUACUCAGGGUAUGACUUAGCUUGGAUUUUGCCCUACAUUUUUAUGUGUCACACUUGCCAAAACGGUUAGCAAGCACUGUUUUGACUUUACACUGAUACAAAUGAAAACUGCUACAGCUUUGUAUGGGACACAUCCUUCAUAUACAUUCAAUGAAACUGGCUGUGUAGCACUAAAUAAACCAGGAAGUUUUGUGCGGCAAGCCUGUGCUGUAGAUGAGUAGUAUUAUCCCUGUUAUUGCAGAUAAGAGGCAACGUGUUAUAUGUGGGGCUGCAUCUGAAGAUGGUUUGGAAACUUCAACUGGUGCGGAAUUCAGUGACCAGGUUGCUCACCAGGGGAGCAAUACGGUUUCAUUGAAUCAGAAUUGUAGAGUUGGAAGGGACCCUAAGCUAUGUCCCUUCCUCAAAGGGGAAAGGCUCUUGAGUUAAUAGAGGUUAUUCCUGUCUAGCUGAUUCUGGGAUCUUGGUGAGCUGAUAUCUAAUUGGUCUUUGAAUUUCAAUCCAAUUUCCUAUAUAAAACAAUUUAAAGAAAAGAGCAGAGGCUAUUGUGUUAUGACUGAUGAAGACAAAACCAACCAGUCUCUGGGUGGCGGAGGGAGAAAACCUUUAUUGUCUUCAUUUAUGACUUUUUUCUUCAACAGUGUUAUCAGAAAAGCCAAUAAGUUUCACUAUCACUGUGACAUCUGAAGCAGGAGAAAAUGACGAAAGUAAGUUGACUGCUGUUGAACUUUCAUAUGGAAAGAGAUCUCCCACGAAGAAAAGACAUUUGGCAUAAAAUGCUUAAAAGACUUGAUUGUUUCUAAAUUGAUAGGAGGUGGUCUGUUGAUAACAGUGUAACAGUGCCAGGUCUGCAGAUUGACACAGUCAGGUGGGCACAUAUGGGGUAAGGCAGUACUGCUAGUAAACUGGUCCCAAGCCAUGUAUGGUCUGAAGGGGCGAGCACUUAGCUGAAACAGACCAAGUCUAGGUCUGGUCAGGGUCUAGUUUGGAGACAGCCUGGAAACCGCAUCUCUGUUGCAUUGGGUUCCAUGACAGAAUAAGGUGAAGGAUUUAAAUGUAGUAAAACAAACAAAAAUUUAGAUUGUUAGGCCAAUUAGAUUGUUGUUACUACAACAAGCGUAGUAGUAGCUUCUUUUGUUGCAGCUGAAUGUUGUCAUUGAAGCAUUUUUAUAUUUUCACCAUGGGAAAGGAUGAGUGUACAGUGGUACCUUGGUUUACAACCAUAAUCUGUUCCGGAGGUCCGGUUGUAAACCAAAGCAGGUUGUAACCCAAGGCGCGCAUUUGCCAAUGGGGCCUCCAAAAGAAAAUGGGUUGUAAUCCAAAAAAAAGGGACACGCACUUCCGGGUUUGACGUGGUUGUAAUCCAAAACUGUUGCAGACCAAGGUACCACUGUACUGCAGUAGGGAAAACUGAGCUGCACUCCCAUUAGAGAGCUUAGCACGAGAAUCAGACACCUCCUUGUUGCAUUUAAAACAGCAACCAUCACUUUGGCUGCAGGUUUCACACUGGUGUGUUUGUGUGUUGGGCCUUCGUCAUAACUAGGUUGUGUAAAUUGCUUCUAAUAUAAUGAAUGUCAGUAGGUGCUGUUGGCAGCAUGAAGCAACAAUUUCUAAUGUUUUCUGUUGCACUGCAGCUGUCCAGGCAACCCUCAAAUUCACAUAUGCAGAGCGCUAUCCUGAUGAAAUCCCCCUCUAUGAACUACUCUCUCAAGAGAAUCUUGAGGACAGUGACAUCGCAGACAUACUGAAAUUAUUACGGGAACAGGUAAACAGCAUGCUCUUUAAUAAUGUUUAAUAACAUCAAGGUGCAGCAAGUUCAGCUAUUACCCCAUGCUUAGCAAUACAAAUGCUUUACAAAGAGGAGAAUAAAGGGUGUGGUUGUUUUUUCAAGCUCAAGGAUAAUGGGUUCUGCAGAUAGGUAAAGUCGAUAAAAUACUUAAUGGAUAAAUAUAAAUCUACUUCAAAAACAAACAAUUCAGCUAAUGUUGGUCCCUCUCCAUUAGCUGACAGAGCACUUGAAAAUAUCUUGCACAGUACCAGUAAUAACACACUUUAGUUUAUCACUAUUCUGAAUUGUAUUAUUAUUACUAAACUCCUGACUUUGUACCACAAUGCCUUAAAAAAGCAAGUUUGCAUUGAAGUGGUGGUAAGGAAUCUGUUAUGCAGCACCAUUGGCAAUAUGGCAGAGUGUUAAGGAUAAUUUAAGGCUGCAGUCUUUAUAUGAACUUAGCAGGAAGCAAUUCCCAUUGAGCUCUGUGGGACUUAAUCAAAGUAGGAUUGCGCUUUAGCCUGCGUUAAGUUAUAUUGUGUAUGAUCACAUGAAUUCCAGGGUCUGCAGGUGGCUUUGGAAACCUUUCAGGGUAGCAUUUUAUUAGUUAUUGCUCAUUAUAGUAGACCAUCUAUUUUUCCCCUUUAUGAAAUGAUUUAUGAAUUUUACAAAGGCAUAUCUGCAGGUUUUGAUGUUACUUUUGUCUGCUUUUUUAACUGUGGCAUCAGAACUAGAUUGGCCAACGUAACAGUAACCUGUUAUAGGAUAUUCUAUCCCACAACGCAUUGGAAAGUGCAAAGAUGGCCUUUGUGUUGUUUUUGUACUAGUUGGGAAUUGCAGGUCUGAGACAAUAUGAGUCUUGCUAAAUACAAAUAAUAAAUAGGAGUGAUUUAUCUUGAAGCUGUUGCUCCAUGUGGAUUUUGCAUUCAGUAUAUCUAUAUUUCCCCCCCAUUUUCUGCCUGCUUGGCAACGUUCCUCCCACAGGUUUUGUAUUUGCUGUGCCAUGUGGUGAAUUCAUUUCCUGCUAAACACUUUUCUGUAUUUCAGGCAGACGAGAACCUGGGCAUGGUAAUGAUCUUCACACUAGUAUCGGCUGUGCAAGAGAAAUUAAAUGAAAUAGUAGAUCAGAUAAAAACAAGGAGGGAAGAGGAAACUAAACAGAAGGAGAAAGAGGCAGAGGAAGCAGAAAAGGUGAAAGUUUAGUUGAAAUUGUUUUUCUUAUCUGCUGAAUACAAGAAAUCUUAGUGGACUCCCCGGCCUGGCUAAGUGUAGCUUUACUUUGAUACACUUUGUGGUAAAUAAGGAGGGCUGUUAAACUCACUUUGCCUAGUCCAGCAACCUCUUCUAAGUCUUGUUCUUGUUGUUGUUAUUAAAGAUCUGUAACCCACCUUUUCAACUGAAUGAUUCCCAAAGCUAUGGGACCAAAUUCAAGGUUUUGGUACCAAUAUGUAUAAGCUUAUCACGGCUCAAGACCAGGUUACUUGAGAGCAGUGCUAUUUUUCUAGAACUCACCAUAAGCGCCUCCCUGAGAGGGGCCAGAACUGAGUUCCGGUGAGCUCCAACUGAAAAAAAGCCCUGCUUGAGAGGCUGAGCCAGCAAGUCACUGCAUUUUGCAGAAGCGUUUCUCCUUGAAGUCCUUAAAAUGAUGUCAGAAACCCACUCCACAAUAACUCGGAGCUGGGAUUUCAUUGUAGCUGCCCCAGUUUUCUGCUACAAAAUCUCUGCAGAGAUAUGACAGUUUCAGGAAACAACUGAAGACAUUUUUUGUUCCGAUAAGCUUUCCUGCUGAGUGAAAAGGUUUCUUCCCUAGGUGGUUUUUUUUUUUGUAUUGUUUUUAAAACAGUCAAGGAGGGCAGGGUUUUAAACUGUUUCUAGUUGGUUUUAGGGUAUGUUUGAAAAAUUGCCUUGAAGUUCAAUGUGAAGUGUGAUUUAUAAAUUAAUAAAAUAAUAAGUUAGCUCUCAAGCACACUACCCCAACCCCCCCCCCACAUGUGUACUGCAGCAUUUAGUCCUUUAGAGGAUGAAUAGGGACAGAGUGUUUCUCAUUUGUCCCUCAGUCCAAGAGUACCAGACAGCUAGAGCAGACUUGUGUGUUCUUGAUUGUUUUGUUUUCUGAAUUGUAUAUUAAUAUUGUUUGUUUGUUUUGGCCUUUCUGUGUAGCAAUGUUUCCAUGGCACCCCGGUCACCAUUGAAAAUUUUCUAAGCUGGAAAGCAAAAUUUGAUUUAGAGAUGCUAGAAUUUAAAAGAAAGAAGGUGAAAGAGGAAGAACAGUCUGGCAAAAAUAAACUAACAGGUAAGAGGUAUCAGUUGCCUUAGGUCAGCCCUUCCCUAACAGCUGUGCUGGCUGGUGCUGAUGGGAUUUGUAGGCCAGAGCGGGUGGUAGGCCCCAAAAUGGACUUCUGAAAGCCAUCUAGGUGGCCACUGUGGGAAAGAGGAUGCUGGGCUAGAUGGGCCUGAUCCUGCAGGCCUGUUCUUAAUUUAUUAUGUUCUUAUUUCUUACAGGGAAACAGCUGUUCGAAACAGAUCAUAAUCUUGACACAUCUGAUAUUCAGUUCUUGGAAGAAGGUAACUGGCGAUUCCUAUUUCCAUUGCUACAAAUUGUAAUUAUUCAUACCGAGAACAAAAUCUGCCCCUGGUAGAGGCCUAAAUGCUGCCUCUAGCACUUUUGGAAGGGGUUAAAAGUUUUAAUGUUUUGCUUGCCAGUUCUGUGCUAUAAGCACCUGGUGUGAAGCGCAGGAUGUGUCCCUGCAAAAAGGGAUGGCUGCCUGGCUCGUCAUCCUCAUUCACCCCCCAAAUGUGGCCAAUGCGCUGAUGGAAGCUGGAGGGUGGCAAAGCUCUUCACCUGUGAGGGGAGGGGGUAUGUCAAAGACAGGCAGAAGCUUAUCAUGUCUCACCCUGGGUAGUACCUAGUUUGGGUGUCUGAGAGGCUCAGGUUCAUCACCUUGGCUGCUUGGCGUAAAGACAAAACAGAAAGGUAAUGAUUAAAAGUAAAAAGAAUGCACCUUAUUCCCCAGAGAAGCAUAGAUAUAAUGCAGCCUUAAUAAUGUAGGCAAAUUACUAUUAUUACUUUUUAUUGAGUUUAUAUACCGCCUUACACCCAGAGGUCUCUGGGCGGUUCACGAAACAAAAACAAAAUAUAUUAUAAGAAUAACAACAACCCAUUAAUCCGCCCCCCCACGCAAAAGCCACAUUUUCAAAGGGCAUAGGAUGUCAGUCAAAUCAACCAAAGGCCUGGUUAAAAAAAGGAAUGUUAAACAUAAGGAAACAGUCAAAAGGAAAGUCUUUGCCUGGUGCCUGAAGGUGUAUAAUGAAGGCGCCAGGCAAACUUCCCUGGGGAGAGCAUUCCACAGAUGGGGAGCCACUGCAAAGGCGGCCUGUUUUCGCGUUGCCAUCCUCCGGACCUCUCAAGGAGGAGGCACACGAAGAAGAGCCUCAGAAGGGGUCCGGGAAGGUUCAUAUGGAAGGAGAUGGUCAUGGGGUUUACUGCAUGAGAUUGUAGCCUCAAUAUAAAGGGACCAAGGUAACAAAGAACAUGUGGAAAAUAAAAGCCACUUUACUGUCCAGAAGAUGUCACUGUUGUUCCAUUUUGCCUUUUUGGAAUGGAAAGCACUUGAAUGCUCCGGUUUAAUUAAUCAUAGACACAAACUGCAGGUUACAUAGAAUCCAGUUAUUCUUCUCUAUAUUUCUUUUGUUUUAAAUCCAAAGCAGCUUGUGGAAGCUCAGAAUGAAACAAGCGAGAGUGAGGAGAGCAGAGGCUUAAUCCUUCCCUCAGUGUAAAACCCUUUCCCAAAGCUGAUUUUUGACCAGAGGAGACAUAAAGUCCCUAUAAUAUAGGCAACUGGGAAAACUUCAAGAUUAUUGUUUUGAGGGCCCCUUCCCCAUAAUUUGUUGCACUCAAACACUGCUUAGGCUGUGUUGGGUUUAAAAAUGUUUAAAAGGCAGAGGAAGAAUUGGGAUACUCCAUAUAACAAACCCAAAAUGCAUGUUGUUCAACAGCAACUGAUGGCAUGCAGUGGAGAUCUAAACUGCCUUUUAGUUCACAAACCUCAGACACAAUGCAGCCCACCAGACCUCUCCAUCUGGCUUGCUUAGAUAAUCUGUUUAAUAUAACUAUGUAGAGCAGUAGAUGGCAUUGACUCUUCAUAGCAUUUUGCUAAAGAUUCUUAGCAAGCAUAGCAGGCAGUCCAUCUGGUAUUGGGCUUUUGAACUCUAGAAUGACUCUAGAAUAACAGUUUUAUCUCUCUUCUCUCCCCAAAGCUGGAAACAGUGUGGAAGUAGAUGAAUCCUUGUUCCAGGAAAUGGAUGAUUUGGAGUUGGAGGAUGAAGAAGACGAUCCUGACUAUAACCCUGCCCAUCUAGAGAGCGACUAGAUGGAAAUUGUUGUACCGACUUUACUGAUCAACCUGUGUGAACAUUUGUACAGAGAGACACCCACAUAUGUUUUGGUUCCCCUUUUACUUAAGACAAAAGUAUUUUAAUUCCAAGAGGCCACCUUCUCUGACAUCUUUCAUCACAGAUAAUAAAUUGACUUCAGGUGUUUGACAUUCGCGUUCUUGAAUCUCUUGCGUUAUAGAAGAAUCUGUACCGUGUGUUGAAGUUUAAAAUGCACUUGAAACGCUAAUCUUACUGUAUUGCGAAGGCCUUGGGUUUGAAACGAAUGCGUUGUGCACAAAGCAAAACACAGAACGAGAAGCAUUCUAAUAUUAUCUUCAGUCCCAAACCUUCUUAGGACCAGUUGUUCUGAAAAGAAGUUGCUCUUUAGAACUCUCCCUUUCACAGCAUCCAAAGAUUAUGGAAGUACAGUGGAGGUGUUCAUUUUAAUAAUGAUAAAGAGAGAAAGGGCGAGAUGUACAGAUUUGCUUUAGGAAGUGUAUUCGGUGUUUGGCUCUAAAUCAGGGGUCGGGAACCUGUGGCCCUCCAAAUGUUAAACACAAAUUCCCUGGAGUGGCUGGCAGUGUGUCUGGCAUCACAGCUUAUCAGAAUAAUUUGGGGGUGAGGCAGCCACGACACCAGGGCAAUGUGGGCAGAAGCACAGGCGGGGAUGAUGGGGGCUAUAAUUCAACAGUUGGAGAGCUACAGGUUAGUCACCCCUGCUGUAAAGGUCCCCCCCUCCCAUGUGAUAUAAGAUUGACCAUUCAACGACAUUUACUUCCUUGUGAUCUGUUAACAAAUGGCGCCUGGUCCACAUAUAUACUUGGACUUCCAAUUUCCAUGUUAAGAUCUAAUCAGAGGAGGAGAUGCUAGGGAAAAAAAUGCAAUUCCAAAUAAUAAAUAUGUGGAAUAGAGUGAAAGGUAUAAUUGGUUGUGUGAAAGUUUCUCCAUAACAUUACCAUUUCAACGUUUUAGGUAAAACACCUUUGUUAUCUUUAGAAAUUGUAUGAUCUGUUUUGGGGUUUGAUACCCCAUUAAAUUCUCCAUUGAGA